Messenger RNA from Gossypium raimondii (Peruvian cotton), 981 nucleotides. RefSeq lists its product as uncharacterized. The transcript has a single exon. NCBI's taxonomy places the organism in Eukaryota, Viridiplantae, Streptophyta, Magnoliopsida, Malvales, Malvaceae. The coding region runs from base 1 to 981 and encodes 326 amino acids. The record is from RefSeq and is a predicted model, not a curated record.
AUGACAGUUAUCCUGGAAACCAACAAAAACUUGCCGACUGAACAUGGUUACGAUACCCGUGCUAAGUCAAAAAUUAUGGAUCAAAGGUUGGAAAAGCUAGAACGACUUCAAAAGGAAAUGCAAGACCAGUUGCAGACGCAAAUGAAAGAACAAAUGGAAAAAAUUCAGCAUGACAUGGCACAAAAGAUGCAGGAGUCUCAAAAUGAUCUGAUAACUAAGAUGACGCAAUUAUUAAAGGGAGUAGAUAAGGGGAAAGGUCCCGUGAUUAUUAAUGAAGAAGAAAACAAUGGUGAACCACUUUAUCCUCCAGGUUUCACGCCUCCACAUGCGCAAGUUCAAACUGAGUCGCAUCCGCGAAGACCCUCUGUGUUGGUUAGGCCUCAGCAGUUCCAAGGUGAUACCUCAAUACCGAUGAAUUUUCAACUCGGAGCGGGCUCUAAUCCCGGUGAUAGCUCGAAUAAUAUUGCUAUCCCAGAUCUUGAUGAGAUGGCUGAAAAGGACAAGGCGAAAGAGGAACUUCCAAAGCAAUUUGAAGAGAAAUGGAAAUGUAUAGAAGAGAAGUUUAGGGCAAUAGAAAGCAUCGAAAGCUAUCAUGGAAUAGAUGCAAAAGAUCUGAGCUUGGUUCCGGACUUGGUGCUACCUUACAAAUUUAGAAUGCCGGAAUUCGAGAAAUAUAACGGGACCAGUUGCCCAGAAGCCCACAUUACUAUAUUUUGCAGAAGAAUGACGGGGUAUAUUAAUAAUGAUCAAUUAUUAAUACAUUGCUUUCAAGAAAGUCUUACAGGAGCGGCGUCAAACUGGUACAAUCAGCUGAGCCGAACCAAAAUUGCUACUUGGAGGGAUUUAGCACAGGCUUUCAUGAGACAGUACAAUCAUGACUCGAAAAUGAUGCCUGACAGGAUAACUCUGCAGAAUUUAGAGAAGAAAUCGAACGAAAACUUCAGACAGUAUGCGCAAAGGUGGAGAGAGGUGGUAGUUUAG